Molecule: messenger RNA, 5239 nt
Organism: Bactrocera tryoni
Lineage: Eukaryota; Metazoa; Arthropoda; Insecta; Diptera; Tephritidae
Gene: CCHa2-R
Product: neuropeptide CCHamide-2 receptor
Exons: 7
Coding region: 738-2204 (488 amino acids)
Biological process (GO): G protein-coupled receptor signaling pathway
Cellular component (GO): membrane
Molecular function (GO): G protein-coupled receptor activity
Source: RefSeq, a predicted model, not a curated record
AGUCAGACGUGUUUUCGAAUCCUCAAACCGAAAAAACCAAGUGUUUUUGGUAGAGGGAAAUGUGUGUUUACGAGUCAUAAUUAUCUUGCGGUGUUUCUCGAAUUCGUAAAAGUGAUGUAAGAAAAAAUUUAAAUGAAUACAAAUAUUAAUUUUGGUGGUCAUUGGGCUUAUGCCAGAAAAGAUUUAAAUCAAAAUCAGAUUUCAUGUUGGUGUAAAAGGUGUUAAAGAAAAAAAUUGGAAAUAUUACGUACAUCCAUACAUGUACUAUAUGUAUAAGUGUCAAAAAGUGUCAUAAUGUCCAAAUUCUUUUAAAGUGUUUAAAAUCACAAAUAUUAAAAAAAAAACUCUGUGCUGAUCUCUUGACUUUUAGCGACGAGAAAAUACAACUUUGUGAAUAAACUCUACUAAAUGUGAGCUGUGUAUCAGCCGCAACGCCAAGAAUAUAAAAGCAUACAUUCUCCACAACAACAAAGAUAAAGACGAAAAGUUAAUGCCAAAAGACAUCGCCAAAAUGUACACUAUUAUUCCACCGACCAGUGCAUAGUCAAAACCCACUCAACAUAUUUGACAUUCCAACGAGUACACACACAAGUAGUGGCGCUCAUCACUCAACGGCAAAUCAUCUGUCAAAGCCGAGCCGAGCUGUGCAGCCAAGGCGUUAACAGCUAAGUAACCCAAUAAGGCAGUUCGUGCGACAGUCCGCGUCCGUCGACCGUUGUCAGCCACUACACUGCAGCAUGUUUGGGUCACAGCCAGCAUCCGGGAGGCUGGUCACCGCUCUGCCGUGGGCUAUGCACGUCUCAACCACAACGUCACGCUCGUCAUACUUCGAUAUCGGUGGCCCAGCCUUGGCUUCUGCUAUCGGUAGAGUGGCAGCCAGCACCAGCCUCGAAGAAAGCCUGCGCAACAAGAGUGCGUUUGUGGGUGCGGUGUGGGGUGAUGAUGCGGACAUCGAUCCCGCCACGGAUUAUGUGCCACCCUCACAACGACCCGAAACCUAUAUUAUCACAGUGCUGUUUGCGCUCAUCUUUAUUGUUGGCGUUUUAGGUAAUGGCACUUUGGUGAUAAUAUUUUUUCGGCAUCGCUCCAUGCGCAACAUUCCCAACACUUAUAUUCUGUCGCUGGCCUUGGCCGAUCUGCUGGUCAUUACCAUUUGUGUGCCAUUGGCCUCCAUCGUCUACACACAGGAGAGUUGGAACUUCGGUGCCGAGAUGUGUGGCAUCAGUGAGUCCUUCAAAGACAUUUCCAUUGGCGUUUCGGUAUUUACACUGACCGCCCUGUCUGGCGAACGCUAUUUCGCCAUUGUGAAUCCGUUGCGCAAACUGCAGACACGGCCUUUGACCGUUUUCACCGCCUCGAUGAUCUGGAUAGUGGCCAUUUUGCUGGCGGCGCCGUCGUUUAUUGUCUCCGAUCUUCAAGAGAUACACAUUCCACCAAGCAAGAAUAGUAAGAACUUGACAAUUGUCAUUUGCUCGCCGUUCGGACGUUAUCGCCCCAAUUAUAAGACUUAUUCCAAAUACGCUGUGAUCAGCAAGGCGAUCAUCUAUUAUGUGCUGCCGCUGUUCAUCAUCGGAGCCUUGUACAUCCUCAUGGCCAAGCGUUUGCACACGAGUGCACGUGAAAUGCCCGGCGAGGCGUUGGGCAUGCAAAGCCGGUCGCAGGUGCGAGCGCGUCGUUACGUGGCGCGAAUGGUGGUCUCCUUUGUUGUGAUAUUUUUUGUCUGCUUCUUCCCUUACCAUGUAUUCGAGUUGUGGUUCCACUUAAAUCCCACGGCUGUAGAUGACUUUGAUGACUUCUGGCAUGCCGUUCGCAUAAUAGGAUUCUGUGCAAGUUUUUUGCACUCAUGCGUCAAUCCCGUCGCGUUGUAUUGCGUCUCCGGCGUGUUCCGGCAGCACUUCAAACGCUAUUUGUGUUGCCUGUGCAUUAAACGACAGCCGCACAUCCGCCAACACUCCACAGCGACGGGCGUGAUGGACACGAGCAUCAUGUCGAUGCGGCGCUCCACCGUCAACAACUACAAUCGCGCAUCGAUGCACAUCAACAAUAACAGGGGCGGCACCAAUGGCGGCGGCGGCAGCGCUGGUGGCGCGUCCACCACCAGCACAAGCUUUCAACGGCAAGCCUCAAUGCCGCUGCACCACAGCGUCACGCUGCAGAAAAACGGAGCUGGCGGCGGCACCCACGCCGCUGGCGACAAGAGGUGAGAUACGGUCGUCAUGAUGCUGGAAGCGGACGAAUUUCUUUAAGUAUGUAAAACGCACUGCGUAACACUUGUGAUCAUAACAGCACCCACACCCAGACACGUACGCACACAACUGUCCGUUGUGCCAUCACAUGUACUACGUGUUCCACUUGACGGGGUCUUAGAUAGUUUAAUGAGUUAAGUGUAGUGUUAUUGUUGUACAUUAUUGGGGUUAUUGUAAGGGGGAAGAAUAACAAUGUGUGGUGCAAUUAAAUGCGCACUAAUGAAGCGUUCGAGCGACUUAAAGCGGAAAAAGGCGAGCAGACAGUGUUACCAGCUCGCUUCGGGCGGGAAUAUAGUGCCGCUGUGGGUUAAUCAGCAACAUGACGCUGCGCUUCACUAUGUUUUAAUCCUAAGGGGCGCACUCCAAGUGGUAUUAUGCUAACGGUGAUUUUAUAUUUAACUGUUUUUGUUGAUAUUAUGAAGCGGUGGUGCUGCUACCGUUCGUUUGUUGCAAAUACACUAACGAGCAAAAGCGAUUUUUAUGAAGUAUACGUGUUCUUGAUAUAUGUAUAUGUAAUGUUUGCCGUUUAAAUAUCACCGCUUUGCUCAUCAUUGUAUAAACAAACAUUUGCCUAAUGUAUAUAUAAUUAUGUAUAAUGAAAUUUUGUUUAAUUGUAUUAAGAAACCGUAAACUAAAUAGUUUAGUAAACAGUUUAGUAAAUAGUUUAGUAAUUAUAUAAGAAUAUGGAAAUACAUAAAAAAAUUACACAAAUAUCUUGUCGUGUUGAGCCACGCUUAAAAACACUUCGCCUAACUGUGAACUUACUGCUAGAAGUAGAGUUAAGACUUUUUACGUUAAAUCAGGUUGUUGUUAUUGUAUAUACUCGCAUAGUAUUUUUAUAUGUGUGUAAUUACUAAUUCUCUAACUGUGAAUGUACAUAUUUGCAUAAAUUGAUAACUUACCUAUAUGUGUAGUUGUGAGUACGUUUGUUAACUGUACAUAAAAAUAGCAAAUCACAACUGAAAGGCAACCUGAACUGGAAGUUGAGAUCCUGAUCUGGUAUGUACACGAACACACAUAAAUACGUGCUAAAUACAGAUUACGCGCGCACACACGGGGAAUAUAUAUGUACAUACAUACACACAUGUGGUAUGUGUUAUUGUUGGGGUGUUACACUCAAGCAAACUGUUUAAUUUACUUUUGUCACGACGAUAUGGCAACAUUCCCGCUCCAUUCUACCACAUUCUUCCUUGUUUGUAAGUAAUUUAAGCUAGUAAAGAAUACACGCUCGCACACACAUGUUUGUAAAUACAUACCUAUACACAAAAGUAAAUAAGUAAAUGUGCGUAACAUGAAAAUAAAGAAUGAACUCAAGAGACGCGAAUACAUAAAAACGCCCAAGCUUUUUUCUCUUCUACUAAAUCAUUUGUAAGUAAUAGUAUAAAACCGUUGAGUAUAAUAAUGUAAAGGGUGGGCGCAAUGUUGUUUAUCACAUUACAUGCAAAUCUGCCAUAAUUUAUGGCAAAACACGCGGAAGAUUAAUGAAAUGGUGCCCUCGUGCUACACCCACCUAACCGCACAGAAGGUUUGUGACUGGAAAUUAUUUCACAGUUCCACGUAAAGAAGUUAAGGCAACCUGUUUGUGCACGUGCUUGUGAACACGUCUGAUAAAAAAUGGUAACUCUUUUAGCCGUUUAUGCAGAGGCGAACUCCAGAGUAUGCGGGUUAGAUGUGCGAACUACCACUCACCUGCUUUGACAAUGUCAGGGGCUGUAAGCUCUAAUGUCAUUCGACACCGACACAUAUUGGAAAACGCGCUCGCCUUGUUAAGCCUUGUGUAAGCUGCUCGUAAAAUCCACUAGGAGAGAGGCUGCUUAAAGUUUUCAAUAUACAUAUACCCAUAACUAGUUACCAAACAGUGCUUUCAAUCAUUUAAUGCGUUAUAAGAUUAGCAAACUGAUUAAGAAUAAGUUCAAGAAUAAAAGUUGCUGAAGGCAACAAUUCCAUAGAGCCACGUUUGUUACGUUUAAAGAAGCUUAGACCGAUUUUGAUCAGCUUUAACAAAUUUUGUUGUUGUCUUUUUAGCGCGACGUUGAAAGGUUCAUUUUAUUUUGUCUCUUUCUGCUUUCGGCCUUCGCGAGCUGUCAGUGCAUCAUGUUUUGUUGUUAUAAAAUUGUUACCAGUAUAUAUGUAUAUAAAAAGCUGUGAGAUUAUCUAUUGUCAUUUGACCAAAAGCAAUUCUGGUUGUUUUCUGUGUUUGCACAAUUCGUUGAAUUCGCUGACCCUCAAGCGAAUUUAUUUUUACAUGUUUCCUUUAUUAUCCUGCACUCUGCAGAUGAGCACAGCUGAUUUGAUUACGUUUUUUAUGUGCUUUCCCCUCCUCACUCCUCACUCCACAAUCACGAAUACGAGCUGCCUUUUGCACUAAGAUAGUCGACGCAUACACGCACAUACAACACAAUCAGUUGCAUAUGUAAAUAUUUUCGAAAAUUUUCUCAUUCAAAACCAUGCAACUCAUUCACUCUUUUCACAUGCACAGUUGUUGCUGCAAAAUAGUGUUGUCCAGCAGUAAACAAACGGCAAAAGUGCAAAAAAGAAAGAAAGAAACAAAAAAGGAAUCAGUUUUGUUGAUAGUAAAGUUGGAUACUAGUUUUCGUUUGCGCGCCGAAUGGAACUCACGGAAUACGCCACACACGCACAUAGCUGAGAUACAUAUGUAUGUUUACAAUUUAUUUGCUAAUUUCAGGCUUAAAUGCAUUUCAGAUACUCUUUGGAUAGCUUGGAGCGUUACUAAGUCGCGGCAUUUCAUAUAUGUAUGUAUACGCAUAUUGGCACUAUAUACAUAUGUACUUGUAGGUGUGUGUAUGUACACCUAUGCAGCGAUGUUGUUAGAUGCAACUAAAAUUUGAUUUAUUGUAAUAAAAAGCGCUCCAAUGCGUGUAGAGCUGUUCGGUGGACGCCUGAAUUGCAACUUUAAGCCUUUGAGGAAAACGUAUUAAUUAAGGAAGAUGUACAUACAUAUACAUACAUACAUACAGUCAGUGUGAAAAUAA